GCGGCCGGGCCCCGGAUCCCGCCCGCCCGGGAGUCGCUGGCGAGGUGUGGUACGGCUGAGCCUGCUUCCUGGGUUACCUGCACCCACAUAACCACCACCUGGGGACAGGUCCUCCUGACCUGGCCGCAACGGGGACGCCAUGGAGCGCUCCCUGCACCGAGUCUCCCUCGGGAGCCGGCGCGCCCACCCGAACUUGUCCUUCUAUCUCACCACCUUUGGUCAGCUGAAGCUGUCCAUCGGUGCCCAGGAUCGGGUUCUGCUGCUACACGUUAUAGAAGGCAAAGGCCUGAUAAGCAAGAAGCCUGGCAUCUGUGAUCCCUAUGUGAAGAUUUCUUUGAUCCCUGAAGACAGCCAGCUCUGCUGCCAGACGACGCAGGUCAUUCGGGACUGCAGAGACCCAGCUUUCCACGAGCACUUCUUCUUUCCUGUCCCAGAGGAGGGUGAUCAGAAGCGACUUCUGGUGACAGUGUGGAACCAGGCCAGUGAGACCAGGCAGCAUGCGCUCAUUGGCUGCAUGAGCUUUGGGGUGAGGUCUCUCUUGACUCCGGACAAGGAGAUCAGUGGCUGGUACUAUCUGCUAGGGGAGGACCUGGGUCGGACCAAGCAUCUCAAGGUGGCUAGGCGGCGGCUCCAGCCACUGAGAGAUGUGCUGUUGAGAAUGCCAGGAGAUGGGGACCCUGAGAAUGGGGAGAAGCUUCAGAUCACCAUCCGGAGGGGAAAAGACGGCUUUGGCUUCACCAUCUGCUGUGACUCUCCGGUCCGAGUCCAGGCUGUGGAUUCUGGGGGCCCAGCAGAGAGGGCGGGGCUGCAGCAGCUGGACACAGUACUACAGCUGAAUGAGAGGCCCGUGGAACACUGGAAAUGUGUGGAGCUGGCACACGAGAUCCGGAGCUGUCCCAGCGAGAUCAUCCUGCUCGUGUGGCGUGUGGUCCCCCAGAUCAAGCCAGGACCAGAUGGCGGAGUCUUGAGGCGGGCCUCCUGCAAGUCCACACAUGAUCUCCUGUCACCCCCUAACAAGAGGGAGAAGAACUGUACUCAUGGGGCCCCGACACGUCCCGAGCAGCGCCACAGCUGCCACCUGGUGUGCGACAGCUCUGAUGGGCUACUGCUCGGCGGCUGGGAGCGCUACACUGAGGUGGGCAAGCGCAGCGGCCAGCAUACCCUGCCUGCACUGUCCCGGGCCACCACUCCUACUGACCCCAACUACAUCAUCCUGGCCCCACUGAAUCCUGGAAGCCAGUUGCUGCGGCCUGUGUACCAGGAGGAUGCCAUCCCUGAAGAACCGGGGACUACUACUAAAGGGAAGUCGUACACUGGCCUGGGCAAGAAGUCUCGGUUGAUGAAGACAGUGCAGACCAUGAAGGGCCACAGCAACUACCAAGAUUGCUCAGCCCUGAGACCACACAUCCCACAUUCAAGUUAUGGCACCUAUGUCACCCUGGCCCCCAAAGUCCUGGUAUUCCCUGUCUUUGUGCAGCCCCUAGAUCUCUGUAACCCUGCUCGGACUCUCCUGCUGUCAGAGGAGCUGCUGCUCUAUGAGGGGAGGAACAAGACUUCCCAGGUGACACUAUUUGCCUACUCGGACCUGCUGCUGUUCACUAAGGAGGAGGAACCAGGCCGCUGCGACGUCCUGAGAAACCCCCUCUACCUCCAGAGUGUGAAGCUACAGGAGGGUUCUUCAGAAGACUUGAAAUUCUGUGUGCUGUACCUGGCAGAGAAGGCAGAGUGCUUAUUCACUUUGGAGGCUCACUCGCAGGAGCAGAAGAAGAGAGUGUGCUGGUGCCUGUCGGAGAACAUCGCCAAGCAGCAACAGCUGGCUGCAACGCCUACGGAGAGGAAGAAACUUCACCCUUACGGCUCUCUCCAGCAGGAGAUGGGGCCAGUCACCUCCAUCAAUGCCACCCAGGAUAGAAGCUUUACCUCAUCAGGACAGACUCUGAUUGGCUGAGCAAGCCCAAGGGCGGGACUAUGCUUCUGGCAACUUUGGGGCUUCCCCUAUCACACAGUAACCUCAUCUCAACUGGACCCAAAACAGAAGACCAAGAUGGUGGGCCUAGGGUCAUCUGGAGGGAGUGGUCCCGUGGGUGUGUGUGCACCUGGCAACAGGAGGAACAGUGGUAUGAGAGACCCUGUGGGUUUGUGCAGACUGGUACCAGGAAGUCCUGGAUGGAGACGACGCCAAAGCAAGCUCCCUUCAGGAGGCUAAAUGGCACCUGGGCACCUUCCUGGGCACAGCAGGAAAGAGGGAGAGGGCACUCAAAUGGAAGACAAUGCCUGUGACUCAUUCCUGCCGGAAGAUAUCUCCCCUUCCCACUCCUAUUUCAAAUGGACUCAUUUACAUCCUCAGUCAGCGGGUGCUGGGGGACAUCUCCUUUGUGCUAGUGUGUAUGCUAGAGGAUGCUGUGCUCCCACCAGGAUCCCAGCCCUCCCCGUCCCGGCAGGGAGACAGCACUAAAUAAAUCCACACUGAAACAUGACCACACACUGCAGGCGUCUGUACAGAAACACCACAGGGCAUUAUGUCCAGUUGCUAUGUGUGGGGUGGGAAGGGGAACAGCUCGAGGUGAGGUCUAUGAGCUGGAAAGGAGCUAGCCAGCCAAGGACUUUGGAGAGAGCAUUCCAGGCAGUGGAAAAAGCACAGGAAGAGACGAGAAGGAGGGGGCAUGGUGUGCUGAGGAACAGCGGGAGGCCGGUGUAGCAGCAACUUUGUGAGGAGGAGAAUGGAGCCAGGUCAUGCUCUUCAGGACAUAGACCGUGAUGGCUUUGUGGAUUCCUACCUACAGUAGGGGCCGUGGAAGAAAGGCUUGAGGAAGGGUGUCACAGAGCCCUCCAGUGCAUGUCUACAAGAUCAGACUGCAGUUAGGAGGGGCCCAAGUGGCUGUGAGACUGGUUAGGGCCCCCCCUCAGGCCUCUCGGGUGAGGGAUGAUGGUAACUUGUUCUAGAGGGUGCUGGGAUGGUAGGUCUUGGAAAGGUAAUCUCUGGGAUAAAGAGUGACUGCUCACCCUUGCCUGCCCUCGUGCUCCACUGGGUCUUGCUCUCUAGGGGCUGUGAGGUUUGAGGUCCCCCUCCUAGAGACUCCUCUGCCCAGGCCAGAGCUUGAGCCAGUGUUGAGCCUUGGGGAUGUCCACGAGCACUGGAACAGUAAAGCUUAAUUUUCUCAAGAUGGGAAAGGAAGGUUCAUGUUUCCCCUGCUCCCAGGCUCCAUAGAGAUCGCCUGUAUUUGCUCUACCUUUCAUGCCUAGGGAAGGAAGCCGGGGCCUUGCACUCUAAGAACUCCCACUUUUUUGCUUUCUGUAGGGCUUCUAAGGGCCAGGGGCCAGUGGCCAGGGCCAGAUGCAGCUCAGCAAUCUUCACUGAGACAAGGUGAAAGGUGCCCACGCCCAGGGAUGAGAGCUGGGCCCACUCCCAUCCACCCAGCUGGGGCUCUGGGCAAGGUAGCUCACCCUUUUCUAACUGUAGAGAUCCAGCAGGACAGAAUCUCAAGGCUGUGGAUCAGAGGGACAAGGGCCAUAUGCUAGAGAGGUACCGAGGGCUCAGAGACAGAAAGCUACAGUGAUAGCUAAGGCCGAAGAAGGCCCCAGCCUUCGUCAUGAGGACCUUAAGGAAGAUGCUGUGCUCUUUGGGGUUUGCUAACUGCUAGAGCCACCUGAACCCCUAAAGAGUGGCCCAGGAGAGAGUUUGUCCCUUACUUUCCGUUUCUCUUCCUUCCGACAUUGGAAACGUGUGCCAUGCUGAGUUAUCGGUCUCACAGGGAGUGGCGUGAAUCCGCAGGGAUCAGGCUAAUGCCCAGCCCAGCGAGCAGAGAUUGACGCCGUUCAAGGGAUGUGUAGCACCACACCGCCGGCCAAUGAUCAGCCCGCAGGGUGAUUCCGAGCGGCCGGGUCUGUGCAGACAGCAAACUACGCUUUGAUUUCGUUUGAUUCUCUCACCUAACGACUGUAAGUUCAUGAAGCACAGGAGAACCACCUGUGUGGGGAAUCAGCCGUCUUGUCUCACCCGGGUCCGGCGACCAACCUCUGUCUGACAGAUGGGUACAGAAGACGUAAGAGCUCUUGACUCAGAAAAAUGGAGAAUCUGAACGUAACACCCAUCCCUGGGGAUGGGCCGUUCUCCUCCUGAUAAGCUCCUCCUGAGUAGAAUAGAUUCUCUCAUCAAGCUCCCAGGCCUGCUGGCUGAUGGGGAAGAAAACAGGUGCUCCUGGCAGGUCCUGGGCUAGCUUGCUCGGUGACUGUGGUGUGUCACAGCACUAUAGCCAUCUUGCUUCAUCAAUCAAUGGGACAAUUCAUUUGGUGUCAUGGGCCCGAGAAGAUGAAAUAUGACCUGGUGGCCUCCACUCUUCAGUCUAUCCCAGCCGUUCAAGAGGAAGAACAGCUCUCAACGUUGCCUCAGAGAGUCAUAAUCACGGGAAACAUGGCCGGGCUCCUCCCUGACACGUAAAUCAUGCUAAGAGGCACACAAUGACUUCUUUCCUGAUGGGCUGAUGGUCUUGGGUGGUGUCUCUGGCCCAGGAGCUGGGAGGAUGGGAGCACAACCACUUUAUUGUUGAGAGGCCAUCUGUGAGAUCUGAAUACAAAGUGCCCCUUCUAGUCUCCUACGUGUUCUUGGAUCCCAUUUCUGGGUCUCUGGGCUCUGAGUCCUUUGAACCCCAUUUCUCAUAUAAGCCGUCAUGCCUGAGUCUUUCGGCCCUUUGGGAGCUGGAAUUACAGACCUUCUGAGAAUGGUGAUA
This is a messenger RNA of Rattus rattus (black rat), 4727 nucleotides long. RefSeq names its product regulator of G protein signaling 3 (gene Rgs3). The coding region runs from base 140 to 1948 and encodes 602 amino acids. Gene Ontology annotation, biological process: signal transduction. The record is from RefSeq and is a predicted model, not a curated record. Gene Ontology annotation, molecular function: protein binding. Gene Ontology annotation, cellular component: nucleus; plasma membrane. The transcript has 18 exons. NCBI's taxonomy places the organism in Eukaryota, Metazoa, Chordata, Mammalia, Rodentia, Muridae.